This is a messenger RNA of Anneissia japonica, 6141 nucleotides long. RefSeq lists its product as uncharacterized. The transcript is spliced from 4 exons. The record is from RefSeq and is a predicted model, not a curated record. Gene Ontology annotation, cellular component: ubiquitin ligase complex; cytoplasm. Gene Ontology annotation, biological process: positive regulation of proteasomal ubiquitin-dependent protein catabolic process; protein polyubiquitination; ubiquitin-dependent protein catabolic process. Bases 216 to 2105 code for a protein of 629 amino acids. Gene Ontology annotation, molecular function: zinc ion binding; ubiquitin conjugating enzyme binding; ubiquitin protein ligase activity. Lineage: Eukaryota; Metazoa; Echinodermata; Crinoidea; Comatulida; Comatulidae.
GUUGGUGUGUCAACAGAUUGUAGACUCGUGACUCGGUGAAAUAUAGCAUAUAGAUCGAUCCGGCCUUCUUAUCGCUACGAACAGUAAACUAGUUAAGCUGAGUCGGGGCCUAGCUUGGUAGACCGAUAUGAAAAUGGCCUUUGAAAGGACACAAAUCAAUUUAUAUCGACAGUGUAGCAUGUGCAACGGUAGACUAUCGUUUCUGGUCAUAGGAUAUGUAUAAAGAUUUGAACAACAUGAAGAAAACCUUUGCAUCAAUAUCUACUCAAACACCAGACCCUGAGGUUGAAGAAUUCCAAUCAAAAUUGCCAACAUGUAAAAACUGUGGAGUGCAUGAGUAUCAUUUGGACAUUAGUCAUAAGCCCCUUAGUAACCAGUCCUUCCAGAACCGUCCAGUGUAUCUACCAGGUGUUGCUAGUGUUAGAAGAGCCUUCAGCUUUCCUCGUGAUUAUGAAAAUGUUUGGAGCACCAACAUUGCUAAUUCUGAAAAUUCUUCCCGUUUUCAAACCCGGAAGAAAGAUAGUGAUUCAACAUGUGAAGAAAACUUGAGAAAGAAAGAUUUUGAUGCCGAUAGCUUAAUGAAUGUGGAUUUUAAUUUAUUCAAGUUAUCUGAUCAGAAAUCAGCAACAAAUCAAGCUAUAAUGUGCAAUAACAAACGGAAUAUUCAAUCAAGUGGACCCCCUCCAUAUAGUCGGUAUUAUGAACGGCGCUCGUCUGAUACCCGAGAAUACUUUUCCCAAUGGACAUCUGAAGGGCAUAGCGAUUUCCAAGAAUAUAUUCCACAGCUGGAAAAUGUUGCGUAUGGCCCCGUUGUUAUGACCCAGUUGGAUCACAGUGAGGGGGACGGUCUUCAUUAUGUGGAUUCAGAGUCUGAGGAAGAGGAUGACAUUCACGAACACAAUGAACAUGAUAGUGAUGUGUUCAGCAUUCUGGAGGUGGGGAUCGAAGCAGGGCAGAGCCGCGAGCAACUACUAUCAGACGGUUCCAUUAAUGCAGAUAUCUUCAAUGACAUUGAUACGUAUAUGACUCUUAUUGUUGGUGGGGCUGCUGGGCAAAAUCCUGACUUGCAAUCAAGUACACCACCCCCAUUGUUCCGGCGAGGCCAUGCUGAGAUAUCCAGCUGCCAAGUGUGCUUUUGUGUAGAAUCACUACAUGUCCGUGUGUGCUGUGGUUUACCAGUUUGUGAUCAGUGUUUGAAAGAAUACUUUACCACUCAAGUGAAACAGCGCAUUGUGAAAAUAUCUUGCCCAGAUUCUGCCUGCAAGGCUUUUGUGUGCCGUGAAGAAAUAUCAUACUUCCUUGAGCCGGAGUUUAGAGACAAGUUUUACCGUUUCUUGCUCGAGGCAAACUCUGAUCCAAACACUAAAACUUGCCCACGAUGUAAUCAUUUGACUUCCUUAAAGACAGAUGGUGCUAAGAAUUCACCAGAUAGUUUUUCAGCAGUUACUUGUGAAGAGUGUAAUCUUGAAUGGUGUUUCCCUUGCCACGCCCCAUGGCAUAAGGAAUUAACAUGUAAAGAAUGGAGAAGAGGAGAUCGGAUGCUGAAGCAAUGGGCCAAAGAAUGGAGCUUUGGACAACAAAAUGCCCACAGGUGCCCUAAGUGCAAGGUGCUAAUUCAGAGAGUGACAGGCUGUGAUCACAUGACAUGUUCGCAUUGCAAAACUGAGUUCUGUUACCAAUGUGGGGAACGUUUCCGAGGCAUGAAGUUCUUUGGUGAUCAUUACUCACGUUACAGUGUGUUCGGCUGCAAGUAUCGCUUCAAGCCUCAUGAUCCCAUGGAGAGACGUGCUGUUCGAGGUGCAGUACUAGGGUGCCAGAUUCUUGCAGCUCCUGUUUGUCUAGGACUUGUAGUAGGUGCCGGUGGCCUAGUACUGACAUGCAGUGCAAUAGCCCUACCAGUCUAUGGGGGAUUCAAGCUUCACCAGUAUAUCAAGGCCAACAAGAGACGACGUAGACUACAGAAGUUUCUUCAAGCUAAGAAACAGCAACAACAACAACAACAACCACAACAACAGCAGCAACAAAGCCAACAACAGUAUCAGCAACAACAGCAACAGCAUCAUCAACAACAGAAUUCAAUACAGGGUAUACAUCAUUUCUUUUGAAGAUUAAGUGUUAAAUUGGAAUGCACGUUAAUUGUUCAAUACAUGUCAUGUAUAUGAAUAAAGCUUAAUUAAAAGUUUCUUUAGAUCUAAUGAAUCUUGUAUAUAAAAUUGAUAUGAUGAAAUAUUGAAAUAUGUAUUGCCUGUAAUAUCAUGAAUAUAGAGUAAAAGUCUAAUAGUACUACUCUAAAUAUGAGCAUAUGUUGAUUGGUCUACAAUAUUCUAGACAUAUCCCACACACAGACACGCCAUUUCACCACACUCCUCGUACACCCCAUCAAAAGACUCAUAACCUUUGCUCUAUGCUUUAUUUUUAAUUAUACUCAGAGCCAUUGAAAGGUAGAACUUAGAAGUUAUUAAUAUGGACUUCCCCCAUUACCUCAUAUUCUUGGGGAAGAUGGAAGUGCUAGGGGACACUCCUCAGUCAUUAUGAUAGAGGGAUAAAAAAAGGCAUUUAUGAACACCCCUCCCAUUUCCAUAGGGUACACUCCUACCCCUUCCUUGGUGUAAACGCACUCUUCAGAGAUAACAUGAAGAGACAAUGUAGCCCUAUAUUCUCAUGGGAUAGAAUGUUCACUGCCUCACUCUCUUGGGAUGAAGGGGGAGUGGGGACACUUUACUUUAUUUCUAAAGAUGAGAGAGUUCCCAGCACCUCAGUAUUGGUCUCACAAGGAAGUUGUAUACAGUUAUACAAGAAUUAGCAUUUCUAAGUCCAUAUACAUGUACGAUGUAUUUAAUCAAAAACAGCUUCUAGUUUGAGGUUCUGAUGGAGUUUGUCCCCAUAUACUCCCAUCAUUACUAGAUGGUCAUGCUAGGUAAUUGGAAUUUAACAUCAAAAAAUUUGAUUCAAUACAGUGAGUAAUUGUAAUAAGAUUUAAUAUUAACAAUUCAGAAUCUUGCAUUUAUAGCUUUGAACAAUAUCAUAAACGGAACACUAUGUUGAUAGGUAUCAUAUUUGCUUUUCAAUAUUACGGAAGCUAAAUAAAUAUUACUAGCAAUAUAACAGUAAUUUGAACAUGUAAAUAUGUGUAAUGGAUUAUGAAUAUCAUAUCAAAUGUGAAUAUUUAUUUCAGCUUAUGGAUAUUAAUUGCAAUCUGUGAAUAUUUAUAUCAGCUUAUAAAUAUUUAUAGCAACAUGUAAAUAUUUAUAUUGUGAUUUAUGAUGAGAACUAUCUUUCUUGUUAGCAAUGAUAACUUGAUAGAAUUGAAAAUUAAUGCAUUGACUCUCAUUUAAGAGUUAUUGAGACAUUCUUUUGAUGAUCCAAACAGUAACCAUGGCAAUGAUUGUUUCAAAAUGUGCGGAGCAUAAGCAUGGAGUUAUAAAAAAUUUAAAUAAAUUUAUGAAAUAAAUAAUAUUAUAUUACCAUACAAAAACAACCAUAAUUCAGGUUAUAAACAUUAUACACUGUAUUUAUUGUCUGUUGAAGUUUACUUUAAGCCUUCAUGAGUUCAAAGUUCAACAAAUUGGUGAAGGCUUGCAGUAUCUUCAGUACCUAGUAGCUCACCUGUAAAAUGGUAUAGUUCACUAUCCCAGAAAACAUUUAUGUAAUGAUUGUUAUGAAAGACUUGGAAUGAUCACAUAAAGGACUACACUUCGCCCAGGCAAACCAUUACUAUCAGUGGAAUUCUGUUCCGCUUUCUUUUUGCAAUUCGCUACUUUUACUUUCUAAUUUAAAAAAAAAAACAUUAAUGUGUUAUCUUUACCUUAUUGUCCUCAAAUUUCUGUUACAUACUAUGGACAAUUAGGAACAAACUUUCCAACUGUAUUAGUAUUUUCUUUAUUUUUCUAAAUUCAACAAUUAAUUAUCACUUAAGCCCUUUGGUCAUUAGUUAAGAUUCCGACUUGGAAACAGCCAAUAAAUCAUGUUAUGAAUAUUUAUGUUUGAUCUCAAUCAUGGAUUUUUUUUUCUUAUAUAAAUAUUGUAAUUCUGAUAUGAAAGGUAGCAUUCAUUAUGUGUUUUUAUGCUAUGAGGUAUGCUGCAGGUAUUUUAUUUAUCAAUGUGCAGACUAAUGACUUUUGAAUGGCCUCUAGGCAUGGAAACUCAUAUAGCAUUUCAGUUGUAUGGCUUCUUGUACACCUCACUGCAACUUUAAUGAGCAUCCAAGAAACAUUAUGACGGCAAUGCAUUAUUGCUUAGAAGAUGUUGACUUCAUGAAAUGGAUUUCUUAUGCAAGUUCAGGUGACAGGGGAUUGGUGCUUACAAUUUGUACAAGAAGAGAAUAACAUACUGAUGAAUUCCAAUAACAAUCAUGAUACUCGGCUAUCUUGAAGGUAAAUUUAUGAACUGGAAACUGUUUUUUUAAUACGUUUGGUUUCCUGCUGGACUUAAUAACUGACCACAGAAUUGAUUACAAAAAUUUAAAAUUGUAUUACUUAAAGCCAAAUAUUUGUUUAAAAAACAUGUGACCAGGUGAAUCUUCCUUCAAGGAAUAAACAGUAUUUUUUUUCAUAUAUUUUUUUGACAGAUUAAAAUGUAUUAACAGUUACACAAAUUAUGACAAUAAGGAAAUGAUGAGAGAGAUACAAAUGUAAGACAGACAAUCACAAUAGUCAACUAAAUCAUGGAUACUUUUCUACCUGGACUUUUCAAAUUAAAUAUAAACAUAAAUAUAUUCCUUCAAGGAAUAAAUAGUUUUUUUUUUUUCUUAUAUUUUUUUUUUUGUUGGCAGUUAAAAUGUAUUACCAGUCACACAAAUAUAUGAUGGGAUACAAAUGUAAGACAGAUAGUGAACUAAAUCAUGGAUACUUUCCUACCAGGACUUUUCCAAUUGAAUAUAAACAUAAAUAUUUCACAAAAAUAUUGAAGUUAUUAUGUACAGUAUGUGUUAAAAAUUAAUGUUGAUACAAAAAAUAUAAAAAUAUUGAGAUUUAAUAUAUGAGGAUACAUUUUUAAUAUUACAUAUUAUUCUAUUUUCCAAAUGAAAUUAAAUUAGUCUUAUUUUUUAUGCAAUACACUUUUUUACACAUUGUUUUAAUAUAUUAUUAUACAAUUAUCAUUUACUGAAUUAACCUUAUUGUUUGAUUUAUACGACCCCAAAUGUCAAUGACUCACUACUUAUAAGAUUUAGAAAUAAAUCGUAUAUAGACAGAAGAUUUUAUUUUAAUUGUAAGGAGAAAAUCAUGGCGUUUGGAGGAUUAAGAGAUUGGAGUUUGCAUUUGACCAGGUUUAUAUUGUGAAGUGCAUGUACAAGAAUGUAAAAUAAAUUGUUAUGAAAUAAUGGACCAUCUCGCUUAAGCACUACCCCUUGAAUUGUAUUGCCAAGGUCCUAAAAACUAGCAUAAACAUAUAAACAUGUGUUUGUGGAAGAUGUGCAUAUUCCUGGCUUUAUUCUGAUUGGUUAGUUUGAUGGAUACUCCAGAAAGAUCCAUUAUACAACUUUCAUGCGUGGAAGCAUGUGACACAGUGGUAAAGGCUGUGCUUUCAAUUAGAGGAUAUGAGUUCAAAUCUUACAUUAUUCACAUUGCUUGAAACUACCAGACACUAUUUGCAUUUAUCUCUUGCCCUGGAGUAUAAAUGACUGCCUGGUAGCAGGUGAAUGAUUCGGAAUGGAAUUAGUCUGGUGUUUGCCUGACUGAAAAUGCUCCGAAUGUCCAAUGAAGACAGAAACUAAAAGGAGAAAUGCACUACGUAUGUAAACAACUAUAAUUGUUAUGCUUAAUGCAUCUUCUGGUUGGAACUAUUGAUACUGUGUAUCAAAUUUUAUAAAGCAUACCCACAUUUUGACAAUUUCUCAACGGUUUUUAUCAACUUUUUAAAAGUACAGUAAUGUUUGUAAUAAAAAAAAACCAGUAGUUCACAGUUCAAUAUGUAAAGUUACAGUCUCAUGUUUUCAUAUUAUGGUGGCUCAUUUAAAUAUUCAAAUGAGGUCUUCAUGCCAUAUUUAAUGUAUGUCAUUUAGAUCAUAUCUAUACGCUUCUAUUCAAGAUGUUUUGUACAUGCAUAUAUAAGGACAGAUCACAUAGACAAUUGAUUCUUUGUAAUAAGCGAACCAAAACAACUUCACAGAUGGUGUUAAUAUUAAAUGAAAGCUAUAACAUG